Molecule: messenger RNA, 5496 nt
Organism: Colletotrichum scovillei
Lineage: Eukaryota; Fungi; Ascomycota; Sordariomycetes; Glomerellales; Glomerellaceae
Exons: 8
Coding region: 1060-3741 (893 amino acids)
Biological process (GO): regulation of DNA-templated transcription; DNA-templated transcription
Molecular function (GO): zinc ion binding; DNA binding; DNA-binding transcription factor activity, RNA polymerase II-specific
Source: RefSeq, a predicted model, not a curated record
UCCACAUCCGCAUAGGAACACAUUUACACACCCACACACCUCUCUCACACACACACUUUCUCUCUCUCUCUCUCUCUCUCUUUCUCUCUGUCUCUCAAACUCGCGCUCUCUCUCUCUCUUCCCAUUAUCCACUCCACAAUCCACACCCAAGGUCCCAAAUUCCCAAGUCAAGUCUUCCCUCUCCAACACCCGUCGACGACGCUACCUCACAACCACACACACUGCAACUACGGAGUACGGAUACCUUACCUUCAAGCAACCCUGUCCGCCUCCUGCGACCCUGGACACACACUCACACGCAUACGCACACACACACACCCCUUCUCUCGCUCUCCUUCGUUGCCGCUCCUCUUCUCCUCAUCCUCACCUCCUCACAGCACUGUCCACCACUGUCUAGCCUACCCUGCCAUCCUAGGCAGUCCUGGGUCCUGGCCCCCCCCUCCCCCCAUCGACUCCUGGUCGCAUCCAUCAUCGAACAUCGGUUUCCUCUGGGCCCCAGCAGCUCAGUGAUAUGACCCUGCCUGUGUGUACCCAGCCCAGAUCUUGUUCCUUACCCCGGUCGCCUCCCCUUCUAGGUCUACCCACGUCAACCCUUCACGCCUCACGCCGGGACCUGUCGUCCAUUCAUAAUAAGGCUUGACCUUCUCCCGCGUACCCCCCUCACCAUCACCCACCAAUCCGGACAAUUCCUAGCCCAGCGCGCUCCCAGCGAGAGAAAUUCGAGACACAACUCCCCUCUGGUACUUUCUUUUCCUACAACUUCCUCUUUUUCCAACAAGUCUUUUACACAAGACACGUCUGUCUAGUCGCCGACAUCUCCAGCACUGAAGGACUCACUCAGAGUGAGAGUGAGAGCGAGCGAGCGAGCGCGAGUGAGAGAGAGAGAGAAAGAGCCGCCGAGUGCGCGGCCAGGUCGGGACGGUCGUCGCCAGCUACGCAUACCCAGAACUCAAGCAACCGGCUUGAAUGUAACCGCUUCUUUGACUCCGCUCUCCAUUCGAGGCUACUUCCACGACCUCACCGCUACCAACAAAUCGACUCGUCACGUCCAACAUCACAAUGUCAAACGAUCCCUCCGUGAGGCGCAUCUUGCCUCAGAGCUCCCAGAUGGGCAGCUUCUCUUUCGCGCCGCAGCAGUUCCCUCAACGGGAAACCCAAAAGAAUUAUGUCUUCGUGGAUGAACACAAUCGUCAUAAACGAUUGAAGGUGAUGAGAGCUUGUGAAGGAUGCAGAAGAAGAAAGAUCAAGUGCGACGCGGCCACAACGAACACCUGGCCCUGCUCGGCGUGUAUCAGACUCAAGCUCCAUUGCGUGCGCCCCAAUGGCCAGUACGAUGGCACCUCGACCGACGCCUAUGAGCCUGUCGGGGACGAGUUCGCUGCCGCCUCAUCGCAACUACAGAACAGCUUCCGCCAGCAAGUUCCUAUGCAGCAACAGUCCAUGAUGGCAGGGGGCCAGAAGCCCAAUCCUUCACUGUAUGCUGCGCAGGGCGCAUAUUCAGAUCCCAACGUCUUUCCACCCGUCCACUACUCCGACCAGCAGGUCCAUCAACACAACAUGCACUACACUACGGUUUCUCCCUCGUCCUCUAUGAUGGAGCAGCCUUACACCGGUCAGAACGUCUUCCCAACGCCGCCUCUUCAGCAGAGUCAACGUCCGGACUCCCCUCCCGACACCUACUCCAAUGACGGCUCCUACCAGCAAUCAGAUCUUGCUGAUCUUCUGGGUUCCCUGAAGGUCAACGAAGCUGGAACAGCGCCGUACUUGAGGAAUAAGGCCUCUUUUCUGCAUGAUGAGGAGCCCGCCGUUGAAGAUGAGGAGUACAAGACUCCUCUUCCGCCCAUUAUCACCGGACCAGGCCUCAAGAUUCGCAUCCCACCUGAACUGAUGCCGGACGACGAGACGGUCAUGCACUACUUUGAUCUCUUCUUCAGCCACGUGCAUCCCUACGUGCCUGUUCUCAGCAAAAGUGUCUUCUAUCACCAGUGGAAUACCAACAGAGAAUCCGUCUCGCCUCUCAUUCUCGAAGCUCUUUUCGCCAUGGGUGGAAGACUGGCCGACGACCCUGCCCAAGGGCAGCAGUGGCUCGCUUUGGCAACAAAGCACGCCGACUCUUUUAUGGACGUACCGAGGCUGAGCACUCUGCAAGCCCUGCUUCUCAUCUUGAAGGCUCGGGAAGCAGCACCAAAGCGUGGUUACUACUACCGCUCCUGGAUGACGAUUGUCCAAUGCGUUCAGAUGGGCAAGGAUCUUGGUCUGGACGAGCACUACACGGAUCAUCAAGCGGGAAGGCCAUGUGGCUCUUCUCCCUUGGAUUGCCAGAUGAAGAGUCGAAUCUGGCAGUCUAUCUUUGUGUGCGAAACCAUGAUUGGUUCUCCCCAAGGCCGUACUGAUCUCGCCGUGGAGCUGGAAUCCAUUGAUUUUAGCGUCCCACGCCCAAUCCCUGGAGGCGACGACUCUGAGUACCACAUCACCCGUAACUUCACCUAUUUUGCACGAAUUGUCCGCAACGUCAGCCGCAUGAACACGGCCUAUGGCCAUCUCAAGAAGAAGAAGACGAAGGAUUGGGGCGUCGAUCCCGAGUUUGUGCAGCUCAACCCGGCCCUGAAUGCCUGGUUGAAUGACCUUCCAGCGGACUUGUCGGUUACUUUCCCGCCCGAUGGCUCGCCGCCAUGGCUUUCGUCACCUUACAUUGGCAACCUGCACUCCUACUACUAUCUCACCCUGAUUCUGCUUCAUCGACCGCAGCUGAAUUUCUUGGACCCGAACGCGCAAGAUGGACAAUGGAAACAGCACAUGAUGAUCUGCUACUCUUCUGCCAAGGCUCUAUGCCGGCUCCAGGAGGCUGUUUUGAAUUCAUUUGGAUUCCCCGGACUGCAGUGUAUGCUUCGUGGGUUCAGUUUCACCGUCUACUGUGGACUGUGUUGCAUUGUGCUCCAUUUGGUGGCCGUCGUCUCCCCAGACCCUGAUCUGAACACUGAUGCGAGAGAGUUCUUCACGAGACACAUGCGAGUGCUCGAAAGGGUCAUGUCGGUUUGGCCGAUGGCCGACCUGCAGAAGCAAGUCGACGCGGUGCGCGAAGCGUUUUCUGCUGACGUCAGGAAACCCUUUGUCCUCAAGCCCAGCUUCCCUUACGGCAGCCCUCAAUCAUCCAACCAUUCCAGUCCUCCAAGGGGUUACAGGCCGGGUAUGGCACGCACUGCUUCCUUGGACCACCAGUUGGACACGCAGAACCUUCAACACUCCCAAGUCAGUUAUACCAGCCACCCCAUUACACCUCCUAUUUCUGCCGGACCUGUGGAUACCAAGAGUGACUCGCCUGCUAUACAGUCACUCGUCAUGAUGGCAAGUCAAGGUUCCCAAGCGUCGGGAAUGCAGCAAACCAUGUCGUUGUCGGAUGCGCCAGCGUGGAAUCCCGCACGUAUUUUUGAACAAUGGAACACGUCUUUCGGUACGCCUCAGGUCCAACCACAGCCUUCGACGCUGCCUCCCCAGUCCAAUUCGCUUAGUGUUUCUCCGUCUUCAGGUGCACCCGAAGCCCCGUCUCUCCAAGACAUUCAGGCUGUCAAUGCUACUCUCCCAGUGGCCUCUCAACAGUUGGCGCAGCAAUACUCUGCAGCCCCCGUGCAGACUUUUGUCUCGCCGGCGAUGUGGCAGGAGUCCGUGGCCAGUGUCUACGAAGGCGGUCUCAAGCGGGCCUGGGAUUACGAUGGCAGUGGUCCUAUGAUGAAACGGCGAUGAGCCGUUUCCAAAUUGAUUUUUGCAAAGCUACCUAACCUUCUUGUCGGCAACAUCUACGGGAUAUUUUACACCUUUGGUAUAGCGACGACGAUUUACCGGUUCAUAACAACACUCGCCAGCCUAUGGGGUGCCUCCGCGAAUCGCCUCUGGACCGACGAAUAGGUGCCCCUUGCAGCUACAGCGAUUCACGUACAUAUCUUGGAUUUUCGCUUUAUACGGUCCUUGUUCGCCAUAUACACGGUUUAUCUUCGCGACGAAAUACAUGUACACGAUUACGAUGAAAAUGAGGAGGAGGGGAACACAACGGAAGAUCCAUGUCGGGCGCCGGCGUCACUCAUGCCCCUUCGGAAGCAUGGCCCCUAACCGGGAAUGGGGCUCCCAAGAGGCUUUUGUUUUUUCGGGACGGUGCGAAGAAAGAGAGAGAGGGAAGAUUGGCGAAGCGGUGUCCUGGUCAGUAUUUCUGGACUGUAUUACUAUAUUUGGCAUAUUGCUUCAUGACGGAGCCAACGACGCGGCCCAAUUCGGUUCGGCGUACGGACGGCGCUCACCCUGGCAACGCGAACGAGGAGUCCUGUUUGCUUACUAUCACAAUCAUGGAAAGGCCCAAAAAAGUAACUGUAAGAGGAGAGAGAGAGAGAAGAGUUUCGUUGCUUCCAUUGACUUGGACCGAUCAAUACGGACAUGAUACCACCUUGCGCGCGCAUACAAAUUCAAACCACCUAGCAAUGUGAAGUGAAGAAGACAACGGCAAAACGAGAGGCAACCCGCGGGAACGGGCAUUCGCUGCAUCGUUUGCUUGGCAAGCAAGGAGUAAAACGAUUGGAAGAAGGGGGGGGGGGUGGGACGGGAAGUCGACAAUGGGUAGAUCUGGGUGUGGUGUAUGUACGUGAGUGCCCGAGGCGAGAGAGCUCCUACCGGGAAGUCCCCAAAGCGGUCGCAAAGUCUCGCGAUUGAACGAGUUGAUUGGCCACGGCAUCUGAUGUUGACAUGUUCACAGGGUUCAUUCAGCCGCACAUUGAGAAAGACUCCCACCCCCAAAUACACUUUGCAUAAGCAGAUGGUCUCAACUUCCUUUCAGAAAAAGACGUUUUUUUCCCUAUACGCAACACUCAUACACCCACAUACCACACACACACCCUUAGGUUGUCUGUCAAAGGGCGAAUCAAAAGGGAACCUCCACUGGAAACAACGUUGAGCCUUGACGGGGCAAACGGGCUAACCGACAGGUUUUACGGUGAAGUCAAGGUACGGGGUAGGUAUUGUCUCGGCGGUCGGCAAAUGCGUUUUCUUUUGUUUUUUUGGAGGCUGCACAGCGGGGUGGUAGGUAUACCUACCAUACUUACGUGAUACGUCUGACCUCGCUUAUACAGCAACAGCUACCUGGUACUUACGACUGCCCGGUUUAUCCCACACGAAAAAGUAUUUACAAUGUCGCCGUCGGCUAUUCCGUUGGCCUCCCCCGUACCCCGUAGAGCACGCCGCACCGCAGACGGAGCCUGGAGAUGAAGGAGAAGAAGAGCGACGCAACGGCGCGGAAGCCGGGAGUCGGAUGUCGGGGUAUCUGGUCGGAAGGCUCUGGGUAUGUACUACGUAGUUUCGAGUCUCUUUUGAUCCGCGAGAGAAAGUGUGGGGAGCAGUGACAUUCAAUGGGGGGGACCCUUGAGCCAGGGCCUAUGGGACCCCAAGGGAGGAAGGGCGGGCAUCGUUUGGAAACUUCAAAUGUGGUGAGACGGUUGAGUCGCAAGCUUACAUCAA